CAAGCUCACUGUCUUCAUAUGCGCGACUCGUCAGUCGCGUUCGAGACUGCACCAUCUUUUUAACAUCGACCUCUUCAACUGCUCCUCUGCCGCCUGGACAUCGACACCCGCUUGAUGGCCGUCUAGAACGCGCACUCCCGACAGCGCUCUACCACUUCAACGCCUCACUCGACCCUCGCGCAUCGCGUCUCGCUUUCCCAAGUCGCCGGCCGCCGUCAUGGCCACCAACGGCAUCCUUAAUGGUCACUCCGAGGCCAACGGCGCGAUCGAGUCCAAGCGCUUCUCGGAUAUUCCCGGCGUCAUCGAUGUCACCGUGUCCGAAGGAGACGUUGUCGAACAAGUUGAAUUGGACCUUACGGACUUGGCCGACGAUCCCACCGAGCUCUGCAUCUUGCUGGAAAACGAAAGCGUCGUAAAAUCCACAUGGAUGACCAUUGCCUUGGCAUAUGCGAAGCAGCGCAAGGUCACCGUGGCCAUUGACGUCUUGCGGAAGGCUCUGGAUGCGUUUACUCGGGGAUCUGCUGACGAGAAGUUGAGCAUUCUGAGCGCUCUCUUUUGGUUGCAUCUUUGGAAGUGUCGCGAGGCGCCCCGCGUAAAACCAGACGGAGCUACAGACGUCAAGACAAAGGAAGCUUGGAUUCAGGCAGCAACCAGCAACCUCAACGAUGCGUCGCGUAUCAGUCCUUCAUACCCUCCCCUUUUCCUUGCGCGAGGAGUCCUCUAUUUGCUGCGGGCGUCACUGUUGCCCCCCUCCAAGUCCGGUCAAGACAACUCUGAGCGUAUCGAUGCGCUGCGCCAGGCCGCAAAGUGCUUCGAUGACUCGCUAAGGGCAUACGGUGGUAAGAACUUAAUGGCUACUCUCGGCAAGGCCAGAGUGUUGUAUUCCAUGGGCAAGUACGGCGAUUCCUUGCAAGCCUACCAGUCUGUUUUGGAACGUGCUCCGGAUCUCGUCGACCCGGACCCAAGGAUCGGUAUCGGAUGCUGCCUCUGGCAGUUGGGGCACAAAGACGAUGCAAAGAGUGCUUGGCAGAGAUCACUCGAACUAUGCCCCGACUCUAAAACUCCUAACAUAUUGCUCGGACUCUAUCAUCUCAAUGUUUCCUCGCAGUAUCCUACUACCGAUCCCGCUUUUGCUCCGAUCUACAAGAAGGCCAUGACACAGUACACCCAACAAGCCUUCAAACUAGACGACAAGUUUCCGCUUACCUGUGCCACCUUUGGCGGCUACUUCCUCAUGAGGAAAGCCAUGACCCAAGUCGAAAGGCUUUCCCGCAGAGCUAUUGAAUUGACAGAUGUCAAUGCAAUCGCCAGUGAUGGCUGGUACCUACUUGCCCGCAAAGAGCAUUAUGAGAACGAAAUUUCAAAGGCCAAUGAGUUUUACCUCAAGGCCGACCAAGCCCGUGGUGGAGAUGAGCGGGGCUACCUUCCGGCAAAGUUUGGGGCUGCUCAGAUUCGCGUUUUGAUGCAGGAUUUUGAUGGUGCCAAGUUCCGCUUGGAAAAGAUCAUCCAACAUUCGAAGAGUCUUGAGGCCAUGACACUUCUCGGCACACUCUACGCCGAAGAGGUAUUCUCCGCUCAAAUUUCGAACUCCAAAGAAGACAAAUCGAGCGAGUUGAAGAAGGCCGUCUCUUUACUUGAAAACGUCCGGACGUCAUGGCGAGAUCCCAAGCGUAAGGUUUCUCCUGACUCCGCGGUUCUGUUAAACCUGGCCCGCUUGUAUGAGACCGACCACCCGGAAAAGAGUCUUGAAUGCCUGCAACAGGUCGAACAGAUGGAAAUUGAUGAAAUUCCCGAGGACGAGCGGCCAGAAGACAUCGAGGAUAAAGAAGCCAUGCGAGCGGCCUUGCGUGAGAACCUGCCUCCCCAGCUGCUCAACAACAUGGGUUGCUUCUAUUAUCAAUCCGAGAAAUUCGGUCAAGCUCGGGAUCUAUUCCAGUCCGCACUGAACGCGUGUAUCAAAGUACAAGAGAAGGACAAGGAUGUCGAUACUGAUGCUUUGGUCACAACCAUCAGUUACAGUUUGGCUAGGACAUACGAAGCCGAGGGUAUGAUGGAUGAGGCGAAGAAGGUCUACCAAGGUCUUCUAGAACGCCAUGCUGACUACGUUGAUGCCAACACGCGGCUCACUUACAUCAAGCUCCGUCAAAACCCACAAGACGAAGGUCCUAAAGCCAUGUCUGAACUCUAUAAAGCUGAGCCCUCGAAUCUCGAGGUUCGGUCUUUGUAUGGCUGGUAUCUCAGCAAAGCGAAAAAGCGGACGCAGAACAUCAACGAGGAUCAAGAGCAACGUCACUACAAACACACGCUCCAGCAGUACGACAAGCACGACCGGUACUCUCUGACAGGCAUGGGCAACAUCUAUCUCGCAAUUGCGCGCGAGAUGCGGAGAGAUACGGACCAAGAAAAGGAGAAGCGCCGGAAGAUGUACGAGAAAUCUGUUGAAUUCUUCGACAAGGCUCUGCAGCUGGAUCCUCGCAACGCAUUUGCCGCCCAAGGUAUUGCGAUUGCCGUAAUUGAAGACAAAAAGGACUACGCUACCGGUGUCCAAAUUUUGACCAAGGUCAAGGAAACCUUGAAGGACGCCAGCGUCUUCAUCAACCUUGGCCAUGUCUACACUGAGCUCAAACAGUACUCGAGAGCUAUUGAAAACUACGAAGCAGCUCUGUCUAAAGACCGGGCCCGAGACCCCACUAUCUUGGCCUGUCUUGGACGGGUUUGGCUGUUGAAAGGAAAGCAGGAGAAGAACGUCCAGUCGAUGAAAACGUCACUGGACUUCUCCAUGCGGGCUCUUGAAGUUGCGCCGGAACAGAUUCAUUUCAAGUUCAACGUUGCCUUCGUCCAGAUCCAGAUCGCACAAUUGAUCUAUACGCUUCCUGAAAAUGUUCGGACGUUAGAAGAAGUUGAGGCUGCCGCCAAAGGCCUUGACGCAGCCAUCGAGGCUUUCAGUGCUAUCGCCAAAUCUCCUAACCCACCUUUCCCUCGCAACGACAUCGAAGCGCGUGCAAACAUGGGUCGUAACACGAUGCGCAAGCAACUCGACCGUGCAGUCCAGAACCAGCGCGAGUACGAGGAGAAGAACGCCAACAAAUUACAGGAAGCACGCAAGAAGCGCGAUGCUGAGAUUCAAAAACGCGAAGAUGAGAAGCGUAAGGCCCUGGAAGUCGAAGAGGAGCGCAAACGCAAGAUUCUUGAGGAGCGUGAGAGGAUCCAGGAGCGCGACCGCGAGCUCGCGCUCAGGCGCAUCGAGGAAGAUCGUAAGAAAGAAGAUGCAGAGAUGACCACCGACUCAGAGACUGGAGAAAAGAGGAAGCGGGCCAAGCGCAGAGGCGGCGGUGGUGGCAAGCGUAAGAAGAAGGGUGAGGACACAGAAAGCGAGGGAGAGGGCAGUGGCUCCGACACAGGCCGUAAGUCGAAACGGAGGUCAAGGCGUGCUAGCACAGCUACCUCAGCGACACCUGGCGGUUCUGAUGACGAGAAGCCGCGGAAGAAGAAGAAGAGAAAGCUUGAACGCAAGACUACCCAGUCGAGCAAGUUCAAGUCCAGCCAGUUUAUCCAUGACAGCGACGAUGACGACGCUGAGGUGGCCAAUGAGGAUUCGGCUGCCAAGGUCAACGACGCCGAGGAUGCAGAAAUGGACAAGGGCGGAGAUGAGGAAAGCGCUCCCAGGCAGCGUAAAAGCGCUAGAGUUGUGGAUGACGACGAAGACGAGGAUGCGGACGAAGCCGCACCAUCCGCGCCGAACGGUGAGCCGGAAGAUACCCCGAUGGCGGAGGCGCCUGCCGAUAGUGCACCGUCACCCGGGGAUGAGUAGAUUGCGCGAUUUGUUUAGGGAGCACUUUGGGUUGUGCUGGCAGGGCAUUGAAUCUAUGGCUUGUGCAUGAGCAUCGGCGUUCGGAGGAGAAUUCCACAGGCGCGACUAGUUGCGCGCCGAUUUCUAGCAAGAAAUAUGAAAUCACUGGGGUUGAGUGAAUGACGUGUAGCUGUAGGAUAGCCUCGAAGUUCUUUAAUCCUAUUCCUUCAGCCCUGCUGCGUCUCGUAUUAUGUUAGUUGCGCUCAUUGAGACGCGGGGGAUGCAAACAACAGAUAGUUGCGUAGUUGUUUUGUUGAAGGAAGUAUGUCCCGCCUGGUUCUUAUUUGCUAAGACAACUGUCA
This is a messenger RNA of Aplosporella prunicola CBS 121167, 4152 nucleotides long. RefSeq lists its product as uncharacterized. Gene Ontology annotation, molecular function: RNA polymerase II complex binding. Gene Ontology annotation, biological process: regulation of DNA-templated transcription. The transcript has 5 exons. The coding region runs from base 218 to 3811 and encodes 1197 amino acids. The record is from RefSeq and is a predicted model, not a curated record. NCBI's taxonomy places the organism in Eukaryota, Fungi, Ascomycota, Dothideomycetes, Botryosphaeriales, Aplosporellaceae. Gene Ontology annotation, cellular component: Cdc73/Paf1 complex.